CUUUCAAAAUCAACCGUAAAAUACAAAAAUGGAAGCCAUGUCUGAACAUAUGCACGAUGGUAUUGUGGGUGGAGAACCAUUGCAGAUUCCAGCUUUUUUAGGCAUGACGGAACAACAAUCCCGUCUGUUAGUUGCACUGUAUAACGAGACUGAUCCAGAGUUUGCCAAGAAUAUGCCUACUGCUUUACCUGUGGCAGCACAACAAUUAAGCAGCGAGUACGAGAAGCGCAACAGUGUUGGCAAGAAGUUGGAGCGUGCUAAUGUCAAGUGGGCCGAUGAAUACAAACUGUUUGACAAUGUGCAACAUGAGGCCGUCGAGAAAUUAUCCACCACCGACAUGAAUAUUGACAAGGCAGCAGAGAACUUGGAGUUGGAAGAGGAUCAAGAAAGCAGUGUCCAUGAUUUGGUUUUGGGCAGUUUAUUGUACGGUGGCAUUCGUCGUGAGCCUUCAGGUCCCGAUGAUCGUGCUUCCAUGUCUCCCGUUGCCAGUCCCAAUUUUGAAGGCGCCAAGCGUUUGUUGGAACGUGCACUCGAGAAAGGAUACACAAUGGCUGCUGUCCAAAUUGGCUCAUUCUAUAUGCAAGAAGAGAAAUUAGCUGCCGGUGCUAAUUUAAAGUCUGGUCAGGAUCCUAAACUCUUGGCCUAUGAAUGGUACAAAAAAGCUGCAGAUGCAUCCAAUCCUAUGGCUUGUCAUAAACUCGGCUUCUUUUUGGAAAAUGGUAUCGGUUGUAAGAAGGACAUCAAACGAUCCAUUGAAUAUUAUCAGAAGGCUUAUGAACAAGGCUAUCCCGAUAGUGCACAUAAUUUGGGUAUCAUCUACCAAGGUUAUGUCAAGGAUACGUCUUCUUUUAGAGAUAUUAAGAAGGCCAUCGAAUAUUUUGAACGUGCCAAGCAAUGGGGAUAUUCUGCAUCAUGCAAUGCACUCGGUAGAAUGUACUUGUUGAUGAGCAAGAAUAACGAGUUGGCCAAAGAAGCAGGCAAUCCAGGCAGUGAACCAGAGGAUUAUGUGGUGACUGGCAUUGAAUUGAUGGAAGAUGCAGCCAAUAAUGGAGAUGCUGACGCCAUGAUGAUGCUUGGGUUGAUUUUUGGAUCGAAAGACUACGGAUUGUAUGAUAUGGACAAGGCACAAAACUACAUGGAAUUAGCACUUGUUCGUGGUGAUUUAGAAGCAUAUAACUAUUUGGUGCGCAUUUUGAGAGCCAAGAUGGCAGCUCGUGUAGCACUCGAAAAGGAGAAUUUAGAGAAUUUUGAAAAAUUAAGUCAGGCAGACAGAGAAAAGUUGAUUCGUCAGCUUGCAAAGGAAGCCACACCCGAUAGUGCAACACAUCGUCAAUGCGCCAACAUGGCUUGUGAUAAAAAAGAGACUGAACCAGGAAGUUUCAAGCGUUGUGGUAGAUGUCAAAGGGUUUCUUAUUGUUCUCGUGAAUGUCAAAAAGAACAUUGGAAGACUGGACAUAGAGCUGUUUGUAAGACACAAGAUUAAAUUCCAAUAUAUCCUAUUCCGUACAUAUAGAUUUUUUUUUUUUUUUUUUUUUUU
Molecule: messenger RNA, 1537 nt
Organism: Mucor mucedo
Lineage: Eukaryota; Fungi; Mucoromycota; Mucoromycetes; Mucorales; Mucoraceae
Exons: 4
Coding region: 29-1483 (484 amino acids)
Biological process (GO): ERAD pathway
Cellular component (GO): endoplasmic reticulum membrane
Molecular function (GO): protein binding
Source: RefSeq, a predicted model, not a curated record